GCGGCGCUGGGAUGGCGGUGGACGCGCGGCGGCUGGAGGGGCUGAGCCUGCAGGAGCUCAGCGCGCUGCUGGACGACGAGGGGCGGCUGCAGGACAUGGCCCGCGAUAUGGAGGAGGCCCAAAAUGUUCAGCACAGCAAGGACAUGACUCUUGCCAGCAACCGCAGUCUGGCAGAAGGGAAUCUUCUGUACCAGCCAAGGCUGGAGUCUUUGAAAGCAAAUUUGACUCAAAAAUAUCAAGAGCUGCAAGUCAUUUUUGAAGUAUAUCAGAUAAAGAAAACGAAACUGGACAGCCAGUCCAGCAAUGCUUCACUGGAGACACUGUUAGCCCUGCUUCAGACAGAGGGGGCAAAGAUUGAGGAAGACACAGAGAACAUGGCAGAGAAGUUUCUCGAUGGAGAAAUACCACUGGAUUCCUUUAUUGAUGAGUACCAGAGCAAGCGUAAACUGGCUCACCUGCGGCGUGUAAAGAUUGAGAAGCUCCAAGAGAUGGUGCUGAAGGGACAGAGACUUCCACAAGCGCAGCCGCAGGCUCAGCCAAGAGCACCUGAGACAACACCAGCACCUCAAGCUUCCUACACUUCGGAUGCAACCAGCCCUCCUUCAGUGAUGCCCCGACGAAUACCACCCCCUCCACCUUCCUCGGUCCCAGCAGGACGUUUUCCUACUCCUUUUACUGUAGCCAUGAGUUCAGGACCAGCUGUUUCUUAUCCGGGUGCUCCCUAUCCUCCUCUCCCGCCUCGACUAGGAGUCCAGUCUGCAGGUCAAAUGCCGCAGCCGGGAUACCCAUCUCAGUUUGUACCACAGUAUCCUCCAGCUCUUCCCCAAAGACCACCUCGCCUUCCACCACAUCCUGGCUUUAUCCUCCAGUGAAUAUUUUGGUGCGCCUAACUUGUGUAUUGGUGCUCAUAUUCCCUUUCUUCUCCCCUCGUCAGAGACUUAAAACGUAGGCAUUGGAAAGCCUCUGUUUUUUGCACAAUGGAAUACAAAAUCCGAGCUGUGGCACGGAGGUUUGAAAUUGCAUUCAGUAAAUGUGAUCRUUUUUGUUUUCAAGUAUCAGUGAUAAUGCUUUCUUGUUUUGCUUCCUAGAAGGUGAUAGGGGCUCAAUGUUGUGAAUCCAAUAGAUUGUGAAACAAUGUACAGUGGAUUUACUCUGCAUUAUAAAUAUCUCCUCGAAUUCUUUAGUGAUGGUAAAAUAGCAUUGUCUUUGAUGCAUUCCCAUCACAGCUGGAUGUAUGUGUGACAAACUGGGAGGUAUUUGUGUGGCUCAAGAAUUCUCUGUGGGUGCUGGUGUUUGGAUGGCAACAGCCCUGUCUGUAUGCUGGACACAGAGGUGGCAGUGGAGCUCAGUGCCCUGUGCACGGUGCCCGGGCAGCUGCUUCGGUGGCAAGGUGCACAGCCUUUCCUGAGCCCAUUGAGCACACACAGCUCUGGAGUUUUUAAACAGUAGACGUUACAAGAGUUUUAUUCCUACAUUUCAGUWGUUACCGUGGAUUUUCAUAAUAAAAGUACUCAUUCUUCCCUUUCAUAGAUCACCCUAUAGCUCAAAAGACCUGGUCUCUCAAAAAUUAAGCUAAACUGUUUGUAGUGACAGUUUAAAGUUUUAUAGACAUUUUAACUAGGCAUUUUUUCCUUGCCUAUUGUAACUAUUUCUUACAUUUUUUUUUCCUUUUCCACACCUUUGAUAUAGAAGUCUUUUUUGAUUCAACACAGGUGCUUAGCGUUUGAUAUCAUACGAUUCCAGAAAUCUAGGCAGGGUAUUUUCUUACUCAAAACCAGGGUUUUCAUAUCAUUAAUAGCCCACUUGAAGCUCCACAGUUUUGUUUUAUUCUUCAAACUCCAUCUCUUGUUUGGGAGAACUAUUUUUAACUUUCCCAUUUCGUUUAGGUUUGCAAAGUUUGGCACACUUGCCUGUCUGGAAUUUGCAAUUCACACUUCUCUGCAAGCAGUAAGAACAAUUUUUAGAACUCCAUGGUGCUAUUUGCAUCCUAAUCCAGUUUUGUUUUUGUUUGUUUUAUGCCAUUGGAGGGGAGGAGACUUUUUAGGAGAGUUCAGAUUUCAUUAUCAGUGUAACUCUUGAAGCCUAAGGUGCAGAAGCUUGUUACUUGCUCAGAAUAUGUCCAUAAAUUCAUUAUCAUUUKUGUCACAUCCACAACUAACUUUUGCCUUUCAACUAAUUGAUAGUAAUUUAAGGAACAUGCAUGUGUAAUCUGUCAGUAUUCUCUGCAUUGCUUCAAAACACUUUCUUGUCGUUGUCCUGGACUGCACUGCUUUGUGUGGAAGUCCAUACUGCAAACAGCCUCAGUCAAAACAGAAAAUGAAAUUUCUUUUUUUUUUCCCUCUCUGUGUAAAACCCUUGAUUGUCCAUGUAUCAUUUCCUCUGGAGUGUGAUGAUUGCUAACAAAUACUAAUCUGAAAUGUAU
Messenger RNA from Nothoprocta perdicaria, 2422 nucleotides. It is a transcript of the gene VPS37B, whose product is annotated as VPS37B, ESCRT-I subunit. Gene Ontology annotation, cellular component: ESCRT I complex. The transcript has 4 exons. The record is from RefSeq and is a predicted model, not a curated record. Lineage: Eukaryota; Metazoa; Chordata; Aves; Tinamiformes; Tinamidae. Gene Ontology annotation, biological process: ubiquitin-dependent protein catabolic process via the multivesicular body sorting pathway; protein targeting to vacuole; protein targeting to membrane. Bases 12 to 872 code for a protein of 286 amino acids.